AUGGACGAAAUUAAACAACAGCAACCUCGGCGACGCAGCAGCGCAAAUCACAGCAUUAUCAUUCAAGAUGAUGCUGCUGCGCUGGCGCACUUAGGACACAAACAGGAACUCAAGCGUAACUUCUCUAUGAUCUCAAUGUUGGGACUAGCUUUUGCUAUCCUUAACACCUGGACCGCCCUCGCUGCCUCUAUUACCCUCGCCUUACCUUCCGGUGGCCCCAGCGCUGUCAUUUGGGGCCUUCUCGUUGCCGGCGUAUGUAACUUGUGCCUUGCCGCCUCCCUCGCCGAAUUCCUCUCCGCGUGGCCCACUGCUGGAGGGCAAUAUCACUGGGCCGCCAUUAUUGCGUGGAAGAACUGGAGUCGCAGCAUUAGUUAUGCGACGGGUUGGAUCAACGUCAGCGGCUGGGUAGCACUGACAGCUACGGGUGGCUUGCUCGGCAGUACGUUUAUAAUAAAUAUCAUUUCGCUGCUGCAUCCAAACUACCAGACUGAGUCAUGGCAUCAAUUCCUGAUUUACAUCGCCUUCACGCUGAUCGCGCUUUUUAUCAAUGCCUUCUCAACGCGUCUGCUACCGUUAUUCACCAAGGCCGCCUUCUUCUGGAGCUUGGCAGGUUUCGUGGUUAUUAGUAUCACGAUCCUAGCUUGCGCAUCUCCCGAAUACCAGAGCGGCAAAUUCGUUUAUGGCGACUUCAUCAACGAGGUCGGUUGGCCCGACGGUAUGGCCUGGAUGUUGGGGUUGCUGCAGGGUGCCUUCGCACUUACAGGCUUUGAUGCCGUGGCUCAUAUGAUCGAAGAAAUCCCGCACCCGCAAGUAAGAGGCCCACGCAUCAUGCUGGCUUGUAUUGGCAUUGGAAUGAUAACCGGCUUCAUAUUCUUGAGUUGUCUGCUUUUCUGCGUAAAUGAUAUUGACGCGGUGAUCGAGUCAAGCGCAGGACCGUUGCUUCAGAUAUUCAUGGACGCGACACGCAGCCCAGCAGGCAGCGUAUGCCUACUCAUGUUCCCGCUCGUGUGCAUGUUGUUCACAACCACAACGCUGAUGACGACAAGCAGCCGCAUGUCAUAUGCGUUCGCGAGAGAUCGCGGACUCCCGUUUAGCAGAAUCUUUGCACAAGUGCAUCCACGCCUAGAUGUUCCGCUUAACGCGCUACUGUGGACCGCUGCUUGGGUGGUGGUGUUUGGUUGUAUCUUCCUCGGGUCUAGUAGCACGUUCAACGCUAUUACAUCUGCCUCUGUUGUCGCUCUCGGCGUUACGUAUGCCAUCCCACCGUCUAUUAAUGUCCUUCGCGGGCGUAGAAUGCUACCGGAAAAGCGAGCAUUCAAGCUACCGGGAGUCCUGGGCUGGAUUUUUAAUCUGAUCGGCAUAGCCUGGACGAUCCUGACGACGGUACUAUUCGUCUUCCCGCCCGAGAUACCCGUCACGAGCGAAAACAUGAACUACUGUAUCGUGGCGUUUGGUGUGAUAUUGUUGAUCGCCGGAAUCACCUGGAUAUUCGAUGGGCGCAAGAACUAUACAGGACCGCAUGUGGACGUAGAAGGACUAGAGGGGAAGGUUGAGGGCGUAGAAGCCGUGCUCGAACCAAGUGAUAGUAGCGAUAAGACCAAGGGUGUAUCCUAA
Messenger RNA from Daldinia childiae, 1614 nucleotides. RefSeq names its product Choline transport protein. The record is from RefSeq and is a predicted model, not a curated record. Gene Ontology annotation, cellular component: membrane. Lineage: Eukaryota; Fungi; Ascomycota; Sordariomycetes; Xylariales; Hypoxylaceae. Gene Ontology annotation, molecular function: transmembrane transporter activity. Bases 1 to 1614 code for a protein of 537 amino acids. Gene Ontology annotation, biological process: transmembrane transport; amino acid transport. The transcript has 3 exons.